AUGGACAGCUCCUCGAGCGCCCGGGCGCCGAACGGUUCUGAGAGCUUGGAGAAAGCGCAAGGAGAAGAAGAUCAGUUCUCCACGACCUGGACCAUCGCCUUGGCGGUGCUGAUGGCUUUGCUGAUCGUGGCCAUCGUGGUGGGCAACGCACUAGUGAUGCUGGCCUUCGUGGUGGAUUCCAGCUUGAGGACGCAGAACAAUUAUUUCCUCCUGAACCUGGCCAUCUCCGAUUUCCUAGUAGGUGCCUUUUGUAUUCCACUGUACAUACCCUAUGUCCUCACGGGAAGAUGGGCCUUUGGAAAGAGCUUUUGCAAACUCUGGCUGGUGAUGGAUUAUCUGUUGUGUACCACGUCCGUCUUCAAUAUCGUUCUGAUCAGUUAUGACCGAUUCCUCUCGGUGACCAGAGCGGUCUCAUACCGAGCUCAGCAAGGGGACACCAAGCGAGCCGUAUUCAAGAUGGCGAUGGUCUGGGUUUUAGCAUUCUUGCUCUACGGACCUGCAAUAAUCAGCUGGGAAUAUAUAUCCGGCCGGAGCAUCAUUCCUGACGGGGAAUGCUAUGCGGAAUUUUUUUACAACUGGUACUUUCUCAUCAUGGCCUCCACCAUUGAGUUCUUCACCCCUUUCAUCAGCGUGAUGUUUUUCAACUUGAGCAUCUACCUGAACAUACAGAAACGGACCAAAAUCCGCCUGGAGGUCCUUCACGACAGCCAGAAUUUCGCAGAGGAGACCGAAAUGAACUCGGGACCCAAGCUUUCCGUGAAAUGCUGUAAGUGGGAAAAAAAAGAUCCGGGAAGCCUGAACCCUCCAAAAUGGGACAUCCCAGAAGAAGAUGCACGAGGAAGUGUCAAUCAAAAGCAUUUGCGGGACUCUGACGGGGGACCAAAACCUUCUAGCAAAAGGAAUUAUAAAGACUGGGCAGCCAACCUUUCUUUAGAGGAAGGAUUGAAGGUAGCUUCCCAGAAUGUAACCCAGAGAUCCAGGCUGGCUAGGGACAAGAAAGUAGCGAAAUCACUAGCGGUCAUUGUGGGUAUUUUUGGCCUUUGUUGGGCACCAUACACCCUUCUCAUGAUCAUCCGAGCCACUUGCCAUGGUCAUUGUAUCCCUGUGUAUUGGUACGAGGCUUCUUUCUGGCUCUUGUGGGUCAACUCGGCCAUCAACCCUGUCCUUUAUCCACUGUGUCACUACAGCUUCAGGAGAGCUUUUGUGAAGCUCUUGUGCCCAAAGAAACUGAAGAUCCAGCCCCAUAAUUCUCUCCAGAAAUGCUAG
Pseudonaja textilis is the source of this 1266-nucleotide messenger RNA. It is a transcript of the gene HRH3, whose product is annotated as histamine receptor H3. The record is from RefSeq and is a predicted model, not a curated record. Gene Ontology annotation, molecular function: G protein-coupled acetylcholine receptor activity; histamine receptor activity; G protein-coupled serotonin receptor activity. NCBI's taxonomy places the organism in Eukaryota, Metazoa, Chordata, Lepidosauria, Squamata, Elapidae. Gene Ontology annotation, biological process: chemical synaptic transmission; G protein-coupled receptor signaling pathway, coupled to cyclic nucleotide second messenger; adenylate cyclase-inhibiting G protein-coupled acetylcholine receptor signaling pathway. Gene Ontology annotation, cellular component: plasma membrane; dendrite; synapse.